UAAACACGGUGCAAGUUGCCAUAAUGCGUUAGCUAAAGUUUGUUGAUGCCUGAUUAAAAGGAUUUUCAAGAAUAAUUCUGGUUGUUUCUUGACAUUGAAUAGGGCGAAAUUCUUAAUUAAAUAUAUAUUAUAAUUGUUUCAUAAUUCUACUACUUCAGGCUUAUUUACGUCUUGAUCCUAUGAAAACUGGAAAAACCAGUUUGGAUAAAAUGAAGAAAUUUUUAAAUCUUUUUGGUCAUCCGUAUGCUGUACGAGGUGCGAUGACCGAUGAUAAAAUUUGGGAAAAAUUUUGUGAUACAUUUCGUUAUUGUUUGGAUUAUCCACAGAUAACUUAUUCUGAAUUUUUAAACUUGUAUGAAGCUCUAAGUGUGACAGUUGAUAGUGAUGACGAUUUUAUACAUUUGAUAUGUAAUACAUGGAGUGUGUAG
Didymodactylos carnosus is the source of this 428-nucleotide messenger RNA. NCBI's taxonomy places the organism in Eukaryota, Metazoa, Rotifera, Eurotatoria, Philodinida, Philodinidae. The record is from the annotation of a GenBank genome assembly.